UCAACCACAUGAUUGUCAUGCAGCCCUUAAAACUCAAAUGCUUCUUCUUACUGUUGAACUUGUAUGUUUCUUCUGCUGUGUCCUCCUAUCUGAAUUCCACCUCCUGUCUGUUGCAGGGAAAGUUUCAUCUAAAUGGGCUGCAUAAAACUGGAGAUGUGAUGCUGGGUGGACUGUUUCAAGUUCAUUUCUUCUCUGUUUUUCCCGAACUGUCUUUUAACUUGGAGCCAGAACAGCUUACCUGUUAUGGUUUUGAUGUUUUAGGAUUUAGACAGACUCAGACCAUGGCCUUUGCGAUCGAUGAGAUCAACAGAAGUUCCAAGCUGCUGCCCAACGUGACUCUGGGGUUCMGUAUGCACGAUAACUGUCUCACUCUUGGAAUCGGAUUCCGUGCAGCCCUGGCAUUAAUCAGUGGUCAAGAGGAGGAAAUGAUGAUAGAUGAGACUUGUAUAGGGAUCCCUCCGRUCAUAGCAAUAGUGGGGGAUUCUUCCUCUACUCGUACAAUUGCCAUCUCCACUGUUGUAGGUUUGUACCGAGUACCCAUGGUGAGUUAUUUUGCCACAUGUUCAUGCCUCAGUGACCGCCAGAUGUUUCCAUCCUUCUUUAGAACAAUACCAAGUGAUGCUUUUCAGGUCCGAGCUAUGAUUCAGAUAUUAAAACACUUUGGCUGGACUUGGGCUGGUUUGUUGAUCAGUGAUGAUGACUAUGGUCUCCAYGCUGCUCGAGCCUUCCAGUCUGAUCUGAGUCUGUCUGGUGAUGGGUGUCUGGCCUAUGUAGAGAUUUUGCCCUGGGAGAAAGACUUAAUUGAACUGAAAAGGAUUGUGGACACAAUGAAGCAAUCCACAGCUCGAGUGGUCAUUGUCUUUGCACACGAGAGUCUGAUUAUUAAUCUCAUGGAAGAGGUAGUGAGACAGAAUGUGACAGGCCUGCAGUGGUUGGCGAGUGAAGCGUGGACCACAGCUGCUGUGCUUCAGACCCCCCAGCUCAUGCCGUACCUGGGCGGCACACUGGGUAUAGCCAUUCGUCGAGGAGAGAUACCGGGCCUCAGGAACUUCCUGUUAGAAAUACGUCCUGACUUACAUCACAACAACAGCAAUGAAAAUAGCAUGGUGAACCAGUUUUGGGAGUUCACAUUUCAGUGUAGAUUUCCACCGCCUCCAGCAGGUUGGGUGGAGGACGGGGGAACUUUAUGUACCGGAGAAGAAGAUUUAGAGAAUGUAACAACAGAAUUUUUCGACAUUUCUGACCUAAGGUCUGAGUACAAUGUUUACAAAGCUGUAUAUGCACUGGCAUAUGCUCUUGAUGAUUUGCUGCGGUGUGAGCCAGGCAGAGGGCCUUUCAGUGAGGGCAGUUGUGCCAGUAUACAUGCAUUUGAGCCAUGGCAGCUUGUGUUUUACCUGGAAAAAGUCAAUUACACCACAUCAUUUGGAGAUCAGGUGUCAUUUGAUGCAAAUGGUGACGCUUUACCAAUAUAUGAUGUUAUGAACUGGCUGUGGCUCCCUGAUGGAAGAACUGAGGUUCAAUACGUUGGCGAUGUUAAAAUGUCGGCCUUCAACGGAGAAGAACUGAUGCUUUAUGAAGAGAGGAUCUUCUGGAACUUUGAGCCCAAAAAGCCGCCACGCUCAGUGUGCAGCGAGAACUGUCCUUCAGGUACCCGCCUGGUGAGAAGGAAGGGGGAACCUGAGUGUUGUUAUGACUGUGUUGCUUGUUCUGAAGGAAAGAUCAGCAAUAAAACAAACUCGUUGGAGUGCUUCAGUUGUCCAGAGGACUUCUGGUCCGGCCCCCAGCRGGACCUCUGUGUUCCUAAGAAAACUGAGUUCCUGUCCUAUCAGGAGCCUCUGGGUAUCUGUUUGACAGUCGCCUCAUUACUGGGAACAUUUAUCUGUGCAGUUGUUCUGGGGAUCUUCAUCCAUCAUCGCAGCACACCUAUAGUGAGGGCCAACAACUCAGAACUGAGCUUCCAGCUGCUGCUGUCUCUAAAGUUGUGUUUCCUGUGUUCGCUGCUGUUCAUUGGGCGACCCCGACUGUGGACAUGCCAACUGAGACACGCAGCRUUUGGCAUCAGUUUUGUACUUUGUGUCUCAUGCAUCCUGGUUAAAACCAUGGUGGUUCUGGCUGUGUUCAAAGCCUCCAAACCAGGAGGUGGAGCCCAUCUCAAGUGGUUUGGUGUUUCCCAGCAGAGAGGAACAGUUUUAGUUCUYACCUCUGUCCAGGCAGCGAUCUGCACUGCUUGGCUUGUCUCCUCCUCACCCGCUCCACAUAAAAACACUCAGUACCAC
Molecule: messenger RNA, 2276 nt
Organism: Austrofundulus limnaeus
Lineage: Eukaryota; Metazoa; Chordata; Actinopteri; Cyprinodontiformes; Rivulidae
Product: extracellular calcium-sensing receptor
Biological process (GO): G protein-coupled receptor signaling pathway
Cellular component (GO): plasma membrane
Molecular function (GO): G protein-coupled receptor activity
Source: RefSeq, a predicted model, not a curated record